Messenger RNA from Trichomonas vaginalis G3, 1020 nucleotides. RefSeq lists its product as uncharacterized. Lineage: Eukaryota; Parabasalia; Trichomonadida; Trichomonadidae. The record is from RefSeq and is a predicted model, not a curated record. The transcript has a single exon. Bases 1 to 1020 code for a protein of 339 amino acids.
AUGACUCCAAGAAGAUUAAGUAAUGCAAGUGGCAUUUCCGCUGCUCCAUCCAAUCUCAGUGCUCGUAGUUCAAUAAGGAGAAGAAUGUCAAAUGAUGAAGAACAAAAAUCAGAAAUUAAACAAAAAAUUGCUGAUAUUUGUUCAAUUGUUGAAGGUUCUCCUGCUGCAAGUUAUUCGUAUGUUCCUAUGGAUAUGCUGAUGAAGCAACUCAAACAUAGUAUUACUAACAAAAUGGAAUCGCUCAAGUCUUUGAGAAACUUUGCUGCAGAUACUUGUGUUUUGAUUAAUUCUCCAGAAAAAGUUUCUAAAGAAGAAAUCCUCAAGAAGAGCAAUGAUGAAAUCUUUGAAUUCAUCUUCAAAGGCAUUGAAUUAAUAAAGGCUACAAAGACUGAUUUGCAGAAGGAAACUAUCAAAGAAAUCUGCAGAAAUGUUGGUCCAGAUGAUGUCGAUUUCAUGUCUAUUCCUGACAUGGUUAAUUUGACAAAAACUCAGAUGAAUUUGAUCAAAACUACAUCAAAUUGUACUCAGAACAUCACUAAGAUACUUAAAGAAAUUGAUACUGAGAUCACAUCCAAUAAAUCAUUCUCUCCUUCCAAUGAAUUAUACUCGAGGUACAUCAAGAAAAUCGAGUUGAUGAUGAAAGAAUUUUCUCAAAUUCCUGCAGAUUCAAUUUUGCCCUGUGUUUUGCCUUAUUUAACUGAGUCGAUGUCAUUGAUUAAUAAUAUAACUAAAUCAUUGACAGCAGCUUCUUUCGCGCCAACUUAUCAACCAAAUCAUGAAAUAAUUAGAAAGAUGGUUGAUGAUCAGCAAGAAUUAAGUUUGAAAUGCGAAAAAUUAGAGAAGGAAUUGGAAGAAAUGAAGAAUGAAGCGAAUGUUGCAAAGAACAAGCUCACAGAUGUUAUGAAUGCGGCAAAUCUUGCGGCCAAUCAUAAAAUUGAGAUGAUAAAGAAAGCAAAUGCUAAUGAAAUUGCUCAAGCAUUAUCAGACUAUAGAGAAGUUGAGUCAUUAAGUGAUGAAUAA